Molecule: messenger RNA, 2821 nt
Organism: Ruditapes philippinarum (Manila clam)
Lineage: Eukaryota; Metazoa; Mollusca; Bivalvia; Venerida; Veneridae
Product: monocarboxylate transporter 14-like
Exons: 7
Coding region: 438-2132 (564 amino acids)
Biological process (GO): monocarboxylic acid transport; transmembrane transport
Molecular function (GO): monocarboxylic acid transmembrane transporter activity
Source: RefSeq, a predicted model, not a curated record
UUAUUGAAGUUAUAACUAAUGCAAUAUUGCAUUUCAUGCACUUGUAUUGCUUGUAAUUUCAAGGAAUCGAUUUAUAUGUGUUUUUAAUGUUACACCUUCUUUUAUGUAUGGAGUUAUAUUAGUAUCCGCAUGUAGCUUCUUAUUACCAUCCAUUAUAAAAAAAAGUACAGUUUGUAAUUUAAAACGCAGAACGUUUAUAUUUUGUUUACAUAUGAUUCUUGUUUGUACUGGUUUCAACCAGUUUUAAAAGUUUUAUAUGUGAUAUUUUACCUACUUGUCCUUUGAAUUGUUUUGUUGUUAGUUUAAAGUCUCGACCGAGAUUAUUAAGUGACUUGGUUAUUAACUGGAGUUUUACUUAAUUCUUAUGAGAAUGUAUUUGUGAGCAUCUAGAGCAUCAUCAGCGGAUAGUUAAACGUGUUUGGAAAAAAAUACAGAAAAUGGGGAAGUUUGUGAAGGCAGAGGAAAGCCCCGAGGGUAGUUCGGUGAGCUCCGAUUCUGAUGAUGACGGUGCGGAAGACGGGGGCUGGGGCUGGGCUGUCUGCUUUGGCAGUUUUCUUAUCAACUUUAUAUUAGACGGGACAAUGUUUUCAUUUGGUUUACUGUUAAUAGAAUUGUUGGACUACUUUGGUGAAGGGAAGUCAAAGACCGCGUGGAUAGGAUCAUCUCUUUUAGGGAUGAGCAUGUUUAUGGGACCAAUUGUUAGUAUGCUACUGGAACGAUACAGUUGUCGUCAGAUUACAAUAGCUGGAACAGCAUUAUCUGUGGUCGGAUUCGUCGUUAGUUCAUUUUCUCCCAAUGUGGAAAUACUCAUUAUAACGUAUGGCAUCAUCGGAGGCAUUGGAUUCUGCAUGUCUUUCAUAUCUGCCAUCAUUGUCGUUGGGACCUACUUCCAUCGGAAGCGAGCCAUUGCAACUGGUAUAGCAAUGAGUGGGAGUGGCUUAGGGACAUUUGCAUAUGCAUAUCUGACAAAUAUUUUACUAUCAAGAUAUGACUGGAGAGGGACAGUAUUGAUACUCGGAGGUAUAUUACUAAAUGGGAUUGUUUGUGGAGCUCUAUUCCGCCCUGUUACUAGACCGAAACUUCAACGCUCUAGAUCUGAAGAUUUAUCAUCGAAUAGUUCCUUUGACGUUAUAGACAUUGCAGAAAUCAAAACCCUUUUAACUAAAAAGGAACCACCAUUUAAUUAUCUACGAACAUGUAACUUGCCAUCAAGACUUUCAAUGAGCACAGAGUUGGCAUGCAUGCAGAAAGAUAGAAUAUUAGCAGAAGAAAGUCACGCAAAGACGUUUUUGAGUCAGCAUGACUUUUCAAAGGUCUUGAAACCAGUUUCAAAUCAAAUGUCAAGAACGGAUGUUUUCUACAGUGGUUCCCUAGCACGCCUUCCACAUCGAUGCAGCAGCUCUGCAAAAGUUGAACCAGAUUCAGACGAUCUGAGUAUUUCCAAUGGAAAGGCUUACACUGCAGAUAAGUCCAAGUGCGGUAGAGUCGUCGGUGCUCUGAAGAGGAACUUUGCAUUGUUUAACAACAAAAUAUUUGUCUUGCUACUCUUGACAAAUGUUGGCUGGACAGUGCAAUCUGUACCAUUGACGUACAUACCGGAUCUUGGCAUCUCUAAGGGACUGCCUAGCUCACAGGCAGCAACGUUGAUCUCUAUCGUCGGUAUAACAAACAUAUUUGGAAGAAUCAUCUCCGGAAUAAUCACCGAUAUGUUCCGAAUAAGAAGUUCUGUGACGUAUACAGCUGCGUUGUUCACAGCGUCUCUUGUAAAUUUUCUGAUGCCAUGGUGUGAAAGUUUUCUUGCAUUAGCAACGUGUGGUGCAAUAUUCGGCUUAUGCAUGGCAACCGUUGUAUCGAUGAGAACAAUUGUAUUAGCAGAUCAUCUGGGAAUUGAACAAUUGACACAAAGCUUUGGGAUGGUAGCUAUGUUCCAAGGUGUAGCAUUUCUCACAAACGCACCUUUGGCAGGUUAUCUUUAUGAGACGUUCGAUUCGUACUUGAUGCCAUUUAGCUUUGCUGGUGGUAUGUACUUUUUGUCGGGAAUAUUUUGCCUGAUCCUACUUUGCAUCGAUCAUGGCCAAAACGGAAAGGAGGAAGAAAUCAUCAUCAAGGUUGAAAAGGUGCCAGAAGACUAAGAGUCAGAACGUUUCAUCAUAAGUGCAAUAAUAUAUGCUGACUGCACCAAAACGUGUGCAUGCUGGCUAUAACUGACAAGCGGUAUGAUGAUCGCGAGAAGCGUCGUCAUCAACGCCAAUACUAAGGUGACUUCUGUGAAAUCCGCAGAUAGUCGUAAGAAACGGUCCCUGUUCCUGGGACAGAAACUAUAAACAGUGAAAGUAUGAUCGAAGGUGCUGAGGUUAAGCUUCAUGUGGGUUUAAUGGACUUACAAUAUAAAACGGUUUUCUUUGAAAUUGACAUGAAGUUGCCAAGUCAGACCAGGAGUGAGGAAUGACAAUGCGAAAUUAUAUUCUUGUGUUGAAUAUAUUAUGUACAAUAAAGAUAAAUACAUGCAAAAGGGUACAUUAUAGAUAUAUCUUGUUGCAAUAUUUAAUGCUUGAAAGCACAGUACGACGUUUUUAUAACCACUUUGUUACCGGUAUGUUUUUUUAUUUAGUACAUCUGUAUAUGUAAUGUAUGCGAAUUGAACUUGCUUUGUUUUGUUUUGUGGUAUUACAUCUAAAGCGAAAAAAUGUACAUAUUUCAACAUGUCAUGUAUUUUAGAAUUUAUAGCAUGUACAAAACCAGAUAAUUUCCUAUCAUUAUAAAGUGAAAAUAAUCUUGAUUUCUGUGAAAUGAAAACUCUGUUUAUAAAUAUUUUUCUUAC